CACAGCUGUUAAAAUAGCGCCGCGUUUUGUUAAUCGCUUUUGUGUUCAAUACUAUUUUUGUUAAAUUUAUUAAAUCAACAAAAUAAGUGAAACAUGACUGCCGUACCACCGCCUUCAAAUGUCUCAACUCUAUUACCACUUGAACUUGUGGACAAAUGUAUUGGCUCUCGCAUACAUAUUAUAAUGAAGAAUGAUAAAGAGAUGGUUGGCACAUUAUUGGGAUUUGAUGAUUUCGUAAAUAUGUUAUUGGAUGAUGUGACAGAGUACGAAAAUACGCCAGAAGGUAGACGUAUAACUAAACUCGAUCAAAUUCUACUCAAUGGCAAUAACAUAACCAUGUUAGUGCCCGGCGGCGAUAUACCGGAAUAAAGUGACGUGUGGUAGAAAAAUUAAACAUAUUUAGAGUUUUAACUUUAGCAUUAAGUAUCUACUAUUGAAUACAUUUUCGAAGCUAUACAA
Molecule: messenger RNA, 459 nt
Organism: Zeugodacus cucurbitae (melon fly)
Lineage: Eukaryota; Metazoa; Arthropoda; Insecta; Diptera; Tephritidae
Product: U6 snRNA-associated Sm-like protein LSm5
Exons: 3
Coding region: 94-369 (91 amino acids)
Biological process (GO): mRNA splicing, via spliceosome
Cellular component (GO): U6 snRNP; Lsm1-7-Pat1 complex; U4/U6 x U5 tri-snRNP complex
Molecular function (GO): RNA binding
Source: RefSeq, a predicted model, not a curated record